GCUCCACGUCCAUCAUGUCUAAACUAACCAAAAUAAACGAGGCUCACUCGCCCUUCAGGAAGCUCACCUAUGUGCUGUUUUGCCUCAGCCAAUCAAUUUCAGGUUUAAUUGGUUGGGAAACAGAAAAAAAACAAAGAACAGAACAAAAAUGCAGCAAAGGGCUUUAAAGUUCUGAUCUUGAUCCACCUGUAAGGAAACCGUUUUUGACUGUAUUCAUCCAAAGACUUUCCUGUAGAGGUUCUGGAGUUCCUCACGCAGGAAUUCAAUGGCUGAACCAUAAAAAAACCUGGUUGUCCCUGUUCCCAUCAGGGCCUCUGAGCAAUGUGAUUAUGCCCGUCAUGUGAUCUCCCACUGGUUGAUGAAAGAGGCUCUUCUCUGUGAAAUCCCAGCAGUUCUCCGUCUGCAGGGAAAGAAAGAGGAUCCUCUUCAGAUAAGGUCACUCUACGGCCUGAAUCUUUAUCCUGACGAGAAGCAGGAACAGGGAUUCUGCCGAUGGAUCACUGUAGCCGAAACCCAGCGGUGGCCUUUCACUGGCUUUCUUUUGCAUAUCAGGGCCUCACUGACAUUCCAUAUGAUGCCAUUCUGACACAGGAAGAUGCCCUGGAGGUGUUGGACCUGAGCUACAACCUGCUGGAUGAGAACCCGGCUCUGCUGGGGCGGCUGGAGAGGCUCAGCACUCUCAUUCUGGACUCCAACCGCUACACCUCUCACGUCAAGUUUCCAUACAUGCCAAGUGUCACCACAGUGUGCAUCAACAAGAACAGGAUCAACAACCUGCCUCUGUUUGUGGAGGAGAUCAGGAGGAAGUUUCCCAGCAUCCGAAUCCUCAGUAUGAUGAACAAUGAGGCGGCGCCGAGUUAUUUUAACGGAGGAAGCCUGGCGCAGCACAUCGACUACAGACAGUAUGUGAUCAGUCAGAUCCCAAGCCUGGAAAUUCUGGAUGACACAGAGGUUCUGGAGGAGGAGCGAGUCCAGGCCAGGAGGACGUACAGGCUUCAGCGAGGAGGCCUGAGCGGCAGGAAGAAGGACGACUCCUCCAGGAAACACAUCCAAGGACGACCAAACAGCAUCAGAAGACAAUAACUUCAUGUUUUUUCUUCACUUUCCUUAUGAAACACUCAUUUAGUCUUUUGUAUCUACUUCAGCUCCAUUUUAAGACUGUGUGGAGGUGAACACAAACUGUAAUAACACCGCCUAAUUAAAGAUCAAAGGAUUUUGUAAAGGUUUGAAAGAUCUGGGCAUCGCCGACCAAAGCAAAGUCCUGAUGCAGCCCGGCUUCAUGACCGGUCUUUGUUCCUCUUUUUUAUCAUUUGUUCUGUUGCAUAAAUCUCUUCAUUUUACAUGUUAGAGACCCGGCUCACCUACACCAAAGUCCUCCAAAACUCUAGAAAACCUCUGUGAAAAGUUAGAAACAUGUAAACUCAGAUUCAUCUGGGAAAGUCAACACAGAUUCAGCAGCAUGGGCUCCUUAAAAAGCUAAUUAAAAAUCCAUCGUUAAAGAGUUUUGGGGGUGGACCUGAAAAGACGUUUGACUCCAUCAAUCAACCUUUGCCGUCAGAAAAACUGGAUCUUCGUGGCAUUAGGGAUUAAGGUCGGAUAGAAAACUCAAAUAAAUGAAUUUUUAAAUGUAUUUCGUGGUGUUCCUCAAGGGUCAGUGAUGGGCCCCAAACCUUUUUGCAACAGGGGCGUACAGCAGCUUUACUACGUUUUCUAAUCUGAUUGUCACAAAUUAAAAUGCGGAGAGACACUGAAAAUAGUGUAACCCAGAGUUUAGAUAAAACCAGGUAUAUAAUGUUUGGUGGUUGCAACAUUUCUACUACAGAUCUGUGAGGUUUUUAUAGAAGGAGUCACUGAAACUGAAUUUUGAUGACAUGAUUGUUGGAAAUCCCAUUUAAAACAUAAUAAAAUAUCAAGAAGUAUCCGUUCUUCCCAAAACCAGAUUGGACAUGAUGUCACUUCACAUGCUGAACCUCGUCUGUUUUUUCAUUUCAUAGACUCAAAGCUAUUGCUAACUGUUUAGAAGGCUCAGCUUGUAUUGCUCAUGGCGCUUCUCUGUCUCUCCUGAGAGGGUCUCAUAUUUAGGAAAUUCCAUCCCUGCAAAUUGAAAGUCUAACCCCAGGGUGCAGUCUGGAAACACAGCGCUGUCGAGGGGCCGGAUCAGUGACACGGCGUCCUUCUGCAGGAGAAGAAGGCUCUGACGCAUUCAGCACUCCGGGAAAUCAGCCAGAAGAAAAGGAAACAAACAUUUGCUCACGCCAGCUUCUCCCUGACAGCAACUGCAGAAAACCACUGUUAGUUUCUGAAAGCGCCUGAACAAGCAAACAACAGCUCCAACUUUCUUUGUGUUCUUGAACCACCAAUGUUUUUGUUUAAAGCAAAGUCGUGGAUCAGAACGUCAACUGAAGGCUGCGUCCUGUACAGGAAGUCGAGCACAAAGAGCUUAGGGAAGGCAGGACAUUCUGGACCUGGAGAUCCCAGCGACCUACUUGGAGAGCUUUCUUCAGGGCUCCAUCUGGGACAAGGUCCAGCAAACCUCCGUCUGAGAAAAAUGAUACUGAAGAACAAUGGUUUGGAAGUCUUUUUUCUGUUUGCAAUAAAAAACAGUGUCUGGCUU
This is a messenger RNA of Oryzias latipes (Japanese medaka), 2614 nucleotides long. The record is from RefSeq and is a predicted model, not a curated record. NCBI's taxonomy places the organism in Eukaryota, Metazoa, Chordata, Actinopteri, Beloniformes, Adrianichthyidae.